CAUUGGCUCCAAUGAACCAACUGAUAGUGCUUUAUUAUGACUGUGGUUUGGGGGAAGACUGCCGGUCUCAUAAAAGGGGCACCUUUAAUGGAUUAUAAUCUGGCAAAUCAAAUCCUGCCCGGUAACAAAGGAUCAAAGGAAGUCUUACAUUUUAGACAAACAAUCAUUAGGAAACAUGGUGGGAUUUAAACCCUCAGAUGUUCCCCCUCCACUGGGGGUGAAGAUGGCGAGUGCUGGGGCUGCAGCCUGUGUUGCUGACCUUUUCACAUUUCCCCUGGACACAGCCAAAGUCAGACUACAGAUUCAGGGAGAGAUGAAGGGAGUGGAGGGCAUCCGCUACAGAGGGGUGUUUGGGACCAUGAGCACCAUGAUCCGAACAGAGGGGCCCAGGUCUCUGUACAACGGGCUGGUAGCGGGGCUGCAGAGACAAGUGUGCUUCGCCUCCAUCAGAAUCGGCCUCUACGACAAUGUCAGAGAUUUCUACACUGGUGGCAAAGACAACCCCAGUAUACUGGUACGAAUCCUGGCUGGCUGCACUACGGGUGCCAUGGCGGUAUCUUUUGCACAGCCCACUGAUGUAGUCAAGGUUCGAUUUCAAGCCCAGGUGAACCUGGACGGUGUGGCUCGUCGGUACAGCGGCACCAUGCAGGCCUACAAGCACAUCUUCCAGAAUGAGGGCAUACGUGGACUCUGGAAAGGCACACUACCUAACAUCACAAGAAAUGCACUUGUCAACUGCACAGAGCUGGUUACAUACGACCUGAUCAAGGAGGCCAUCCUUGGACACAAACUGUUGACAGACAAUCUUCCUUGCCACUUUGUGUCCGCGUUCGGUGCCGGCUUUGUCACCACGGUGAUCGCCUCCCCAGUCGACGUGGUGAAAACUAGAUACAUGAACUCUCCACCUGGUCAGUACAAGAGUGCUAUCAACUGUGCCUGGACCAUGAUGACUAAAGAGGGGCCGACGGCGUUCUACAAAGGAUUUGUGCCCUCGUUUCUGAGGUUGGGAUCGUGGAACGUUGUGAUGUUUGUCUCAUUCGAACAAAUCAAGAGAGCCAUGAUGGUCACAAAGAAGAGGAUUGAGGACAGGAAUUAAGAUUCCCGUUUGACAGUUUGACUGAAACAUCUGAACCACCGCUGGGUUAGAAAUAUCAAUUCACAUUUUGGUUUUCUUUUGGUGACUAAGAAGAAAAUCCUUUGUUGAAGAAGGAAUAUUGGAGUUGUGUACCUUGUAUUUGUGUUUAUGAUGAAAUUGAAAUGCAAUUCUAUCUUUAUAUUUAUAUAUAUAUAUAAAUAUAUAUGUUUCAUGAUGAGCCUGUUUGAAAUUUAAUGGGAGUGAAUGGUGCCAACACUCUGCACUUUAAGAUCUAAAUCUGUCAAUCAUAGUUUGUGCAGUUUACAGCACUGCACCUUUAAAUAAUACUGGUGCCCAAAGUAAAAUAUUAAACAGGUUUAUGUGAACUCUAAAUAUAUUGUACUUGUUUUACAGACCCUGCGCUUGCUUUUUAACUUGUGCUAUCACUUUCACCACAAAAAGAAAACACAUUUCAAAACAUUAAAAUGUGUAUUUAUUA
Molecule: messenger RNA, 1574 nt
Organism: Cyclopterus lumpus (lumpfish)
Lineage: Eukaryota; Metazoa; Chordata; Actinopteri; Perciformes; Cyclopteridae
Gene: ucp1
Product: uncoupling protein 1
Exons: 8
Coding region: 176-1096 (306 amino acids)
Biological process (GO): mitochondrial transmembrane transport; mitochondrial transport; response to cold
Cellular component (GO): mitochondrial membrane
Molecular function (GO): oxidative phosphorylation uncoupler activity
Source: RefSeq, a predicted model, not a curated record